CACACACACACACAUAUACACACACACGCCUGUUCAUCCGGCCCCCCGUGCCUGAACAGCCCCUGCCCCUGCAAUUCAGGCAAGUGCCCAUGGAGGUCUAGGCGGGAAGCAGCAGGUAGAGGCGUGCCAUGGAUUGCACCAUCAAGGAGGCGCUGUCAGUGGUAAGUGAGGACCAGUCCAUAUUUGACCCAUCGUUCAGCACUCCGCACCUUUUGAAGACUGAGCUACCCUCUGUGGAUGACUAUGGUGGCAAGGAAGGCAUCGGUUUGGAGGAGCCCUCGUGGUCAAACCAGGCUAACAACAGAGUCCACGUAGUGAAGCAGGAAAAUGAGCAGGUCAACUGCUCCAGCAGCAAACCAUCUCCCGUGGACUGUAGCGUGACCCGGAGGAGCAAGGCAGUUGUCCCUUCCCAGGUAUCCUAUCCAGGCGGAUACAACAGCCAGCGUAACAGCCCUCCCAUCAACCCUCCCAGUGAGGAGAAGAGAGUUAUUGUCCCAGCAGAUCCUGGUGUGUGGACGCAUGAUCAUGUCCGUCAGUGGCUGGACUGGGCAGUGAAGGAGUACGGCCUUGUGGAUAUCGAGAUCAGCCUCUUUCAACAUAUAGAUGGCAAGGAGCUGUGCAAACUUGGCAAGGAAGGUUUCCUACGCCUCACCACACCAUACAAUGCAGAAGUGUUGCUGUCUCAUCUCUCCUACCUGCGCCAAAGCAGCCCCACUUUUACGUAUCCAUCUGCUCCAGUCAUUACGCAGCAACCACCCCCUCCACCACCAAGAACCCAAGUCAAAACCGAGUCUCCAUAUGAGGAAAUACGGAGGAGCAGCUGGGGCAGUGGCCCUAUCAGUGCAUCUUCCAAAGGUUCCCCACCACAGAUCCAGAGUGUGAGUCGAACUCCAGAUUCAACACGUGUUGCACCAGAUCCAUACCAGGUCCUGGGACCCACCAGCAGCCGCUUGGCAAACCCAGGCAGUGGGCAGAUCCAGCUGUGGCAGUUUCUCCUGGAGCUGCUGUCCGACAGCAACAAUGCCAGCUGUAUCACUUGGGAAGGAACAAAUGGCGAGUUCAAAAUGACAGAUCCUGAUGAGGUGGCGAGGCGAUGGGGCGAGCGCAAGAGCAAGCCCAACAUGAACUAUGACAAGCUGAGCCGGGCACUACGCUAUUACUAUGACAAGAGCAUCAUGACCAAAGUUCAUGGCAAGCGUUAUGCCUACAAGUUCGACUUCCAGGGCAUCAACCAAGCCCAGCAAGGGCAGCCCGGAGAGCCUGCCCUGUACAAGUACCACCACACGGACUUACCCUAUCUUCCUUCUUACCACCAGCAGAAAGUGGGUUUUGGCUUGAGCCACACCAAUCAAAUGCCCACCUCAUCCACUGGUUUCUUCGGGGCACCUUCCCCUUACUGGAAUUCCAGCAGUGGAAACAUCUACCAAAGUCCCACCAUGCCACGGCAGAGUCCCUACUACUAGUCAGCAAGGGGUCCAGAGAUACUUGAACUUUUUCUGUCAAAACUUGCCACUCAAACACCAGUCAAUUCCAAGAACCACAAAGAGGGGUGGUGAGUACCUAACCACAAGCAAUGGGACUCUCCCUUCCCUCUGCUCUCUCUGCAAAGCCAUUUGUUUUUCUUACAUACCAUGGGACAUGGCUGGAACCCCUAAAUGGCUGGAUCUUCUAUUUGCACAUAUAAUUUGGAAGGAACUAAGUGUUAGAAGAAACAAGGAGUUGCAUUGUAUCUCUAAAAUCUGUAUCCCUUGGUAUGAGGGAUUGCUUGCUUAUUAAUGUUUAUUGCCAAAUUGCCUUGGGCAAUGCCCAGAAGCCAACUAGACUGUGUCUUCAUACCUAUUUCAAAACUAGUGGAGCAGCAGUGCCCCACACUGUUUCAGAGGGCAUCAGGCAAGCUUAGGGGACAAAGUACAAACCAUCUCACACCUUGGUCCAAAUAUCAGGUCUUUGUCACCAUCUGAGGCAGAUGCUACAACCUACCUUAUGACAGUGUUGCCCCUAAAAUUUUCACUUUAAAUGUAAUAAAUUGUAAUGCAUUCAUAGUCAUAAAACCAAGCAGUGUACUUCUGUACUGCUGUCAGUCAGUGGCUUGAAGCUGAAGUGGAGAAGUACACAGCCAAUGCCAUCACUUUUAGAGUCUCACUUAUCCGACAUAAACGGGUUGGCAGAAUGUCGGAUAAACAAAAAUGUCAUAUAAUACAGAGUCUUCUACUGUUACCUGUCCAACGCGGCACUAGACACUUAGAAUACUAACAACAGGAACUCAAAGGGCCAAAGCAGUGGUUCCCAACCUGUGGGUCCCCAGAUGUUUUGACCUUCAACUCCCAGAAAUCCUAACAGCUGGUAAAUUGCUUGGGAUUUCUGGGAGUUGUAGGCCAAAACACCAGGGGACCCACAGGUUUAGAACCACUGGGUUAAGGCAUGGCAAUGCCUCAGGGCUAGAGCAGCCCAGCAAGAAAUGCCCAGAUGUGUAAGAGGAGGGGAGGAGGGAGGAGGGAGAAUGCUUCUGCUUCCGGUCCUGUUUCUUUUCUCCCUUUCCUCCCUCCUCUUCCUCCUUGUCUUACCUUUUUCACUUAUUGGGAAUGGAGAGGGAGUUGGGGAGCACUCCUUUAAUUGAAGGGGGACUGCUGGAGGAAAAGGGAGGUGUCGGAUAAGAGCGUCGGAUAAGACGGAAUGUUGGAUAAGCGAAGGGCGGAUAAGCAAGACUCUACUGUAUUACAUUUUUGGUAAGCUUCAGCUUUUUCAGCAUUAGGGCCCAUGUUGGGCUCAAAUAUACUUUUGUGGGCCCACAGCAAUUUUCCCACAGAUGUUUUGGUGGUAGAUCAUCGGAGUAGCCCAUCUUCAAUUAGCUUUAAUGGACUUGACCAAUCUCCCAGCAGACCAGACCAGUGCUAGACUAAAAAAGACCAGGGAGAGAAAUACACAAGAUAGGUGCUCUGAUCUUUCUUGUAACAUCAAAUUUCCUCUAGAGUUAAAAACAUUUGGUGGGGUGAGAUAUAAACGUGAUGGGAAUGAUCCAAAAUGGCCUUUACUAUUUUGCUUUGUCCUGUAGGCAACAUCUGCCAUCUGUUUGGGGAAAGAGCAGCAACUGGGGAGUGUCACUACUAUUGCGUCUACCCCUUAUAGCCAGUUUUUUUUUUAUUAUAAUGGGUUGUUGUAGAUUUUUCAGGCUAUAUGACCAUGUUCUAGAAGCCUUUUCUCCUGACGUUUCAAACCCUGCAUCUAUGGCAGGCAUCCUCAGAGGUUGUGAUGCAGACAAAAUGUCAGGAGAGAAUGUUUCUAGAACAUGGUCGUAUAACCCGAAAAACCUACAACAACUCAGUGAUUCCGACCAUGAAAGCUUUUGGCAAUACAUUUAUUAUUCACACCUAACUGCAGCAGGGAAGAGCUCCUUGCCCCACCCCAGCCAUUCCACAGAUAUAUAAACCCAUUGUCCUAAUUCCAACAGACCUCACUACCUCUGAGGAAGCUUGCCAUAGAUGCAGGCGAAACGUCAGGAGAAAUGCCUCUAGAACAUGGCUCCAUAGCCCGAAAAAACCCACAAGAACCAUUUAUUAUAAUGUUUUCAUUUCGUGAUUCUUGUUCUUUGGAGAAAGAUGAAGUAUGACAAAAGAUGCCUAUAAAUACAUAUGUGAAAUUCAAUAAUAAAUUUGGAAGGAAAUUUGGUCUGCCUUAAGCAUUAGGAAAUUAAGAAUUCAGCUUAGAACAGAUGUGGAAAUCUGGCCCUCCAGGUGUUUGGGACCACAACUUUCAUAAUCCUUUGCUACUGACUGGUGGGAAUUUUCAUAGAAACAUAGCAUCAUAGAGUUGGAAGAGACCUCAUGGGCCAUCCAGUCCAACCCCCUGCCAAGAAGCAGGAAAAUUACAUACAAAGCACCCCUAACAGAUGGCCAUCCGGCCUCUGUUUAAAAUCUUCCAAAAAAGGAGCCUCUACCACACUCCGGGGCAGAGAGUUCCACUGCUGAACAGCUCUCACAGAUAUAAAAGAAGCAGUUUCCUGUGCUUCUUUUAUAUUGAGGUUAAAACUUUUGAUUUUCUAGAUGUUUUGGAGUUAAAUUCCCAGAAGUGCCAACUAGCAUAACUAAAGGGAAUGGAUGGUGGGAGUUGGAAGUUCAGGACAUCUGGAAGUCCACGGUUUCUCUACUACUGUUUUACCAUCUCCUUUUCUUUCCCCUUCAAUGAAAUAUGAUCAGAUUCAUUUCAUGAAGAGGGAAUGGUUUAAAACUGCUUUUGUCUGCAGUUUAGAUAUUCACGAGGUAAAAAGCAUGUGACACCAAUCUCUAGCAAAAUGAGGCAACAGAGCAGACAGCAUCAUGUGAAGAACUGGGUUGUUUUUCAGAGUGAUCCAUAAAAGACAAGUAUCUGAAGGACCACAUAUGAUCCACACCUCUUUUAAGACUUUAGGGAGACGGGCAAAAUGGGACAUCCAGCCAAUUAUAUAAUUUGGAGCUAAAUUCAGCAAAAGAGGGAGACAUGCUACCACAACAAAUUGAAUGUGAAAAGUCCGAAGAGCCUUGGAUCUCAGCAAGAACAAAAGGAAUGACAGAUUCCAAAUGUCUGUUUUGUUGUUGUGCCACCUCAAUUCCUUUGUAUGUUCACAUUACUUUAGAGUGGGACUUGCUGACAAUAAUUCAGCACAAGGGAAUUCUUAGAAGGUGGAGAACAAAAAUACCAGAGUAUUUUUAUUGCAGUUAUCAAUAAUUAAGUCUUAGGAUGGGAGAAACGACAAAAAUUAGGAAAUUGUCAAAUUAUUGUGUCUUGGGGAAAUGGUGCUCCCAUUAAAAGUGCCUAAAUAUGUAAAAAAUGUAUGCUUGUGAAUACACCUUCUAACAAAUCACACAUUUUUGUUCUUUUGAAAUACAUUUGUUUUGUACAAGUCCUCUUUGUAUUAAAGGUUGUUAUAGUAUAAUACAA
Messenger RNA from Anolis sagrei ordinatus, 4914 nucleotides. RefSeq names its product retroviral integration site protein Fli-1 homolog. Gene Ontology annotation, biological process: cell differentiation; regulation of transcription by RNA polymerase II. The record is from RefSeq and is a predicted model, not a curated record. Gene Ontology annotation, cellular component: nucleus. Lineage: Eukaryota; Metazoa; Chordata; Lepidosauria; Squamata; Anolidae. Gene Ontology annotation, molecular function: DNA-binding transcription factor activity, RNA polymerase II-specific; sequence-specific DNA binding.